AUGAGUGAGAUGAGAGAAGAGCUCGAAGAGGCUGAGAUAGAGAAUUAUGAGCAGAGACCUUUUAUUCCUCAUGAUGCUCUCAAAGAUCUGUUACCAGAAAGCAAGAUAGCAACCCUCAUCAGCGCUCUGGCCGGAAGGGGAGUGCUUGAGGUCUAUCAACAGCGUGAAAUCAUCAACGCAAUCCUCGACAAUGGGUUGCGAUUAUUCGCGACGCUGUUGUCUUUGUCUCGACCAGAAUUGAUCCUGAAAUUCAUUGAGACUGAUCAUUUCGCCCAAAGUCAGCUGGAUUCGAGAUUGCCUCUUUCCCAUCACUCCCUGGGAUUGAUCCUUCGGGAUGAGAAGCUGAGUGCUAGAUUUUACAAGCACCAAUGGAAAUUUUUGGCACCUUUCUUUCGCGCAGAUCAAUCGCACCGCGAACUCGAAGACAACGUGAUUCUGCCUUUCAUUGACUGUAAACGAUUAGGGGAGGGUGGCUUUGGUGAAGUUCACCAAAUGACCAUGGUAGCCUCAUAUCAAGGUCUAGUGCCAGAGGUGAAAGGCCAGGUCAAGAUUAUUCGAAAACAGAUCAAGCCUAAGCGCGGCGCCGAGAAAGACUUUCAAAAAGAACAACACAUUCUUUCUUUGUUGCGUUGCUUGCAGCAUCCCAACAUCAUACAGCUUCUGACCGCGUAUACAAUUCAUCAGACGCACAACUUCCUAUUUCCCCUGGCUGAUGGAGACUUAAAAGACUUUCUCUGCCAGCAGCGUCGACCUCCCGGCUUCGAGACCGACAACAAUGUCCUUCAAGCUUUGUAUGAGCUUGCGUCGGCCAUUGAGGCAGUUCACGAUUACUUUUCGAAUACCUUCAAUGUACGCAAGAUAGGCUGUCACUAUGAUCUCAAGCCUGACAACAUCUUAUACCGCUCCGGCAAGUUCAUACUUUCGGACUUUGGUCUCUCACAGCUGAGUGACGAGAAUGAAGGGUCCAAAUCUUUAUACAGGAACGGGGGAGGCGAAUACUGGGCUCCUGAAUGUGUUUCAAUUCACGACGACUUCAAGAAACUCCAUGUUGGUCGGUCGAGUGACAUGUGGUCGUUUGGUUGCAUAUUGUCUGAACUAUUGACUUAUCUACAAGACGGGCCCACCGGCGUUCUAAACUUUUCCAAAGGAAGAGAGAUUACGCUCGCAGGAUACUGGACUUGUAAGUCGUUUCAUGGUGGCGAUAAGCCACAUGAGGGAGUGUCUCAAUGGCUUUCGAGACUGGGUGGUCGGCACAAGAUCACAGACGCUCAAAAAAGCCUAAACUUGCUAAUACAAGACCUGUUACAACAAGAGCCAACGGCGCGGCCAAAAGCUCAGGAUAUCACCCUGGGCUUGUUCUAUAUUGCCCAAAACGAAGUCUAUCAAAGUGUCGACGUGCAGUUUCGGCCCCUCCUUGCAAAGUCUGAGCUCGAGAUAGAUAUAGAAUAUGAACGGUUUCGAAUCUGGGGUGAAGUUGAUGGCUAUCAAGAUCUUGCUCAGAAUGGUCAGUUGUAUGGCCGGAAGGAACCACGGAAUUUUGGGGAUCUGCAGCUAGUUCGAAGAUACCUCGCCAGAUUAUCUCAAGAGGUGGAAAAUGUUGCUAGAGUUCUUCAAGGUGGCGGCCGAAGACCGUACAGGGUUCUCUAUCAUCUUCAAAAAGUCGUCGACGAAUUGUGGGAUAUGCAACCCUCCCUGAUCCGACAAAGCAUGGCUAAUUCUCUGGAAAACCGCAUUCUGAAUACUGAAGAUAGAGCUCGGCUGAAAUCCAUAGAGACUGCCUUUCCCGGACCAGACGCACAUACAUCGAAGGAACUCUCAAUAGGGGACCAUGCCCCGCGGGCAGUGACGUACAGACGCAUCGGUCUGUUGGCGGCUAUGAAGCAAAUCGCUUCGGCCCUUGAAGAUCGAAUACAGUCAUCAGCGAAUAUGCUUAUCGACGAGAGACAAAUCAGCAAGCCUCUGAAACCCUUUCACUGGCACAACACUGGCAUACUGCGUACUGCCGACGGUUCAGAAAAACCAAUUCUUAUCGAAUGGUUAGAAUACGGCGGUGAAUGGGCCGAGCGCAUGGAAGAGUUGAUACAACGAAUUCAGGACAUUGCGUCGUUUCGUGCACCAUCGUCCACGAGACUCGCCUUCUCUGUACUGAUCUGUGCUGGCUACUAUCAUGACUUGGCGAAGCAUGCCUUUGGUAUAGUUUAUUACUUUCCGCCUCCGCAGCCGACCUCUCCAUUAUCUUCUCAAGACGUGGAGAAGCCCAUAAGCUUACGAGACAUCCUUUCGACGGUGAGAUCGAGGAAACAGCGGCCGUCUCUGGAUCAAGUCUUUGACGCAGCACUGAGCCUAAUCAAUAUGGUGCUGACCAUGCACAAAGCGAGCUGGCUUCACAAGAACAUUUCUUCCUACAACAUCAUUUUCUUUCCAGAUCGAGCUAAACCGAUCGCAGAGGCCAUGACUUCACCUCACUUCAUCGGCUUCAGCUAUAGCCGUUUGAACUUGGAAAAUGCCUUCACCCAAGGCCCUAACCAGCAACUCGAGUAUCAGCAUCCCGAUUACCUUCGCGGACCAAAUCGGUUUUGUCAGGAGUACGAAUAUUACAGCGUUGGACUCGUCCUGUUAGAGUUGGGCUUUUGGGCUCCUCUAGAAACAAUCUCCAAAGGCAUCGUAGGCAGUCCCUCCGAGAUGCUACAAGCAUUGGUGAAGACACAUGUACCAGUGCUAAAGACCUACAUGGGAAGAGCAUAUGGGGAUGCAGUGGCAGCGUGUCUGAGCAGUGAUUUUGGAGACAGCUCCAACCCAACUCAAGUGCGAGAGACCUUCGAACAAAAGGUUUUGCUCAAGGUGGAGAAUCGAAGUCACUGA
Letharia columbiana is the source of this 2862-nucleotide messenger RNA. RefSeq lists its product as uncharacterized. Gene Ontology annotation, biological process: protein phosphorylation. The record is from RefSeq and is a predicted model, not a curated record. Lineage: Eukaryota; Fungi; Ascomycota; Lecanoromycetes; Lecanorales; Parmeliaceae. The transcript is spliced from 2 exons. Gene Ontology annotation, molecular function: protein kinase activity; ATP binding. The coding region runs from base 1 to 2862 and encodes 953 amino acids.